Messenger RNA from Aphanomyces astaci, 2137 nucleotides. RefSeq lists its product as hypothetical. The record is from RefSeq and is a predicted model, not a curated record. Gene Ontology annotation, biological process: cytoplasmic microtubule organization. Gene Ontology annotation, cellular component: dendrite. Gene Ontology annotation, molecular function: microtubule binding; PDZ domain binding. The coding region runs from base 492 to 1382 and encodes 296 amino acids. NCBI's taxonomy places the organism in Eukaryota, Oomycota, Saprolegniomycetes, Saprolegniales, Verrucalvaceae. The transcript is spliced from 7 exons.
UUUCAAAGGAGUUCCAGGCAAAAUACGAUGGUGUGCGACAAGUGUGAAGCAAAGCUGUCCAAGGUGAUUGUACCUGACCGGUGGAAGGACGGGGCGCGCAACACUGCGGGAGGAAAGGACGGCGGGCGCAAGAUCUCAGGGAAUGCUCUCCUGGGAAAGAAGCAUCGAUUCACACCCAUGAGCCGAAGCUGUCGGAUAUGCAAGACCAAGGUGGCGCAGGAAGCCCAUUAUUGCCAGAACUGUUCCUACACGAAAGGUAUAUGUGCCAUGUGCGGCCGAAAGAUCAUGGAGACGAAGAGCCACAAUAUGUCGACAGUUUAACACAACUGUAAACUCGUUCAAGCAAUUUCCAUCUUCUUCCCCGUUUUGCGGACUUCCAUUAACGUUACAUACAUACACGCCAUUCUGCUCCAUCGCAAUGUGUUGGUGACGCAAGCACGUUGACCUAUCUAUUUAUAGCCACGUGCAUCGCUUUCGUGGCUUUGCUGGGGAUGAGUUCCCCUCGACGGACAUCCGUGGCGAAAGCCGGGCAGUCGGCUGCUCCUGUAGCCGAGGUCGUCAAGCCCAAACCCGAGCGUUUCGUCUUGAGCUCUGGCCAUGACGCCCACGACCUUCUAGAAGCGGCAGAAACCGAGCUCAAAGGAUGCAGCGGCACCUUGUUUGACCAUCUCGAGCAAAAGAACCUAGAACCCACGCCACUGGAUAGCCUCAGCGACGACGGUGACGACGCCGACAAGGACAACGAUGCGGACGACCAUCUUCGCCAGCAGGUGGUAUACACGACAAACCUCCAUCUUAAAGCGUUGCCGCGCCAUGGAAACCGCACCCGCCGCAUGAUCAUGUCGACGCCCACCAAGCGCGUGUCCAAGGCAAAACCUAAGGGACCACGCACGUACGACGAGUUGGAGGCGCUGAUGAAAUCCCUCGACCACUCGCUCACGGAGAAGGACAAACUACUGCACCAGCAGCACACCAUCUACCAAGUUGCGAUCAACCACUUGAGCCAAGACAACAUUGUCAAGCAGCAGCGCGCGAUCCGGUUCACGACCAUGCAGCACGAGGUCGAGCACAUGCAGCAUCAUGUCCAGAAAAACACGAUCAUGCGUGUGGACUUUGACGAAGAGACGACGCCACGGUCCGCCGUGUACCGCCACGCGGCGCACAUGACCGACGUGGCGGCCCUCGGCGUGCGCAUCUACAACGUGAACGACCACCCGCGUGAGGCGACGGACCGCAUCGUCGUGGCGCGGCGGCUGUCGGCGACGCCGUCCACGCCACACAACAAGGCCAAGCACAAUUCCGGACGGCAAUACGUCAACCAAGCGCAGCCGCGACUGAUGAAGAACCAAAAGUACAUUGAGCGAGAGAACGAGUUCCUCUAACAUGACGACUACUGUAUACUUGGUGGUCAUUGUUUUGGUCGUUAAUAACGCUGGAACCGGCCGGGAAGGUCGUCGGCCGAGGGCGGGUACUUAUGCGGCAGCUGAACAUACUGCUGCGGCGGUUCGCCAACGUCCCGCGUCACCGACUGGAUGCGGCGCAUGGGCGCGAUCAUCGCCCCUGUGGGGUCGUCCAGAAAGUCUCCGCGGCCCAUCAUCAUCGUCGUGCUGUCUCCUCUCUGGACCAUCGGGCGCGACUGCUGCUGCGGCGAAGGUUGCGAUCGAUGGUAGUACGGCUGCUGUUGUUGUGCGUACGAAGUCGGUUGGUACUGCGUCGUGGCUUCGGGCGGCUGCUGGUCGUACGCCCCUUUGCGCCCCAUCGCAUCUACACACACAUAGCCAGCGAUUCACAACCAACGACGACGCAAGCAUCCGUACCGCGAGAGUCGCUGCGUUGAAGGCCAUACCCGCCGCCGCCCAUGUUGGCUACCUGCACGUUGUCUUGCGGGUACCGCGCGGUCGACGGGUUCAAAAAGGGGGGGGAAGGCCGGCGGUCGGGCAUGGCACUCGUGUAGCCGGGGGCGGCCACGGCAUGGUGCGAAGAAGACACCGCCGCCGUGUCUCCUCGUCCGGCUUGCUACUCCCAUCGUCAUGGACUCCAUGACGCUUUCGCGGAAUGAUAUCGUACCAAGUUGAGCACAGUCCAGUCAAACAUGGCGUCAAACUGGAACCCUUUGCGGAAAAACAGCUCCUUGAAC